Molecule: messenger RNA, 6700 nt
Organism: Schizosaccharomyces japonicus yFS275
Lineage: Eukaryota; Fungi; Ascomycota; Schizosaccharomycetes; Schizosaccharomycetales; Schizosaccharomycetaceae
Product: hamartin
Exons: 1
Coding region: 3625-6420 (931 amino acids)
Biological process (GO): positive regulation of L-arginine import across plasma membrane; negative regulation of G1/S transition of mitotic cell cycle; protein folding
Cellular component (GO): TSC1-TSC2 complex
Source: RefSeq, a predicted model, not a curated record
UUGGAGUGUAGUUUAUGCAAAAAAGCGGAGAGGAAAAAAAGAGGCGGGUAGAAGCGGUAGAGGCGAAGGGGACGGAUAAUUUAGCGAACUGUAAAGCUGUAAAGGGUACGGUAAUAGUCGUCAAUGUGCUUGUGUGAGUUUCGCGGACAGACGUAGCAGUGUUUUUCUUUUGUUCGGUUUAGCUACAACUGGGGAUGCAGAGAUUAAGUUCGUCUAAGUUUUUGUGCUUCCAAAACCCGUUAUGCCCAUAACACUUGCCAAUUGAGGGUCAAUCCCUGCGUCGUCGACAGCAUGGGUGGCGUUAGACCGUUGUUUCUUGCGUAAUUUCUUGAGCUCCUUUUCCUUUUGCCGUUGUUUAUGAUAAGCAGCAACUCUGGCCUUCAAAUCAUACUCAGCAGAGCCCUCCUGUGGUGACUUGAGUAAGUUUUUCCAGUACUCAAUGCGUUCCCGGACUUGGUCCACUGUUGCACGCUCGUCCGAAAUGACUGUUCGAGUUUUUCGCAAAUGCUGAGCACUGUUUAAAUGAUCCAACCAACUUAAUGAAUCGCGAUAUGUCUCAUCACAUGCUUCACAGUACCAGCCAGCGCUCUUUCCUCGCCGUCCAACACUGGACCCAGGUGGAGCAAUUGUCACUUUAUUAACGUCUUUUGUGAAGUCAAUUCGCUCAGUCCGAGCACCGACCACCUUAAAUUGGCGAGUGGAUCUUUUCACGGAGGGAGCGGAAGCCUGCGUAUGCGUUGUCAACUUUUUUUCCGUACCCAUGAGGUUCGUAGAGGAGGGGACUGUAGUCGUUCUAACAGACAGAGCAACGAGAAGUGUGAGUAAGGUGUUUGCUGCAAAUGGCUUCUGAUCAACACGACUCGCUGUAAAUGUCUUAAACACACAAUUUGCAGUCUUUUUGUACACAGAUUCAAUAGAAAAUACUGCCCGAUGGCAUGUGUGUUUUCUAUUCAAUCCGGUUAAACAGCGGUAAUGUAUUUAUAUUCAUUGCCCUAUGUACACACUUCAUCAAUAACUAUCUAAUAACCAAAUGGCAAAUUAAAGAUAGCAAAACGAAAAAAAAAAAAUAAUAAACAAGAGUAGUGGAUGCAUCAAACAUCUUAGUCAAAUUUAAAGAAAGAAGAAGCAGAUAAUGCGAGGGAUACACAGUUUAGUAACAGUAUCAAAGGAUUGUUUUUUUAAUAUUCGCAACACGCCUGCGACAAACUGCUUGUUAUGGCAAAAGAAGGAACAUAACAAUUGUUUUUCCACACACAAUCAAAAAUCGUGCAACACACAGUAGGCGGACAAGCUUACGCUGCAUAUCCAAGAAAAGGACAGCGAAGCAGAAUGACCGAAACCACCGAGGUACAGAAACAAGCAAUUACCAGCGGUAGAAACAAAAAGCAGAGAAAAAAAGAAUAUAUCCCCCAUACAAUCAAAGGCAAAGGCCUAAAUGCACUCUUCUCCAGUCAUGAGGUGCCAAUUUAUUUACAAAAAGGAAGAGCUUGGCACUAGGCUAUUCCUUAAAAGGGAAUGGGUUUAUGUACAGUUGAAUGAUUGCCCAAGGACUGGAGAGAGCACAAAUUGAAGGAGGAGUGAGAGAUGUGAGACCGAAAGUGAAAUAAGAAACCGAAGGAGAAGAAAGGUGAACGGGCAUGAAAACGCCUCACUACCUAUUCAUCCUCUUUGCUCUCGUUUUGUUCCAAAAACUUCAUAAGCGAAUCGCCUGCCAUGAGGUCCGUGACAUGUUCUCUGACCUCAGCAAAUAGUAUAUGCACGCCUUCCACCCACUCAGCCAUAGAGUCGUCCUCCAUGGCGCGCGCCAUAUGUGCUACCACUCGACGAUAUAUUUCGUCGGGGAUGUUUAGUCGGUUAGGCGCGUUGACAGAAAGGUAGCAGUUGUAAAUACGGUAGGCCUGGGUAAAGCAUUCACGCAAGAGCGUUUCGUCUUUUUCACGCAGAGCAACUUGACAACACUCCUGGAAAUCACGCGUAUCUUCGUAAAAGCGAGCAUUCUCCUCACAGUAAUUAUGAAGAGCGAACUCAUAAAAUGAAGUGUGAAGGUUUGGCAUUUUCAAGAUUUGCUCAACUAUCUCGACAUUACUCUUUGUCUUUCUGAGCUCUUGAAUAAGUUUAGCAAUCCGUUUGGCCUUACCAAACUGAUGCCAGCCAAGAACCUCAAUACCAGACGCGGUAAUGAUAUAGCUCGUACCCUUGUGAUAUGAAAAAACCAUCGUCUGACUAGUAGGUCUUUCGUGUUCAAGCAAACCGUACAGCAAGAAGUCGUUCGCGAUAUCCUGAAGUUCGGUCCAGUCCAGCAGCAUUGUGUUGUUCAUCAACCACUCCAUCACAUCGAUGCCGUACAGCUCGUACUGCAACCGCUUUUGACCUCGGACACUCGUGUCCGCACGCUCGUACACAAUGACUCUUCGAGAGUCCAACCCAUCCUCUAAGAGAGGACGGUUGCCGAGCAUACGCUGGAGGAGAGUCUGAAUCAACGUUUCGUCGCGGUACACAAGGUCUGUGUCUUGCAUGCGGUUGAUCGGGACCAAGAUGAGGGGAUCCUUCAGCAUCUGUGCUGGGAACGGGUAAUCUUUCACAGCAUUCUGCUGAAUGAACUGAUCUACAACGCUGGCACCUUUCCGUGUAAGUCUCAACAGCGUUUUUUCACUCGUCAGCUUUCGAGCAUACGCAUCAGAAACGGAAGUUAUCAGACGAGCGUUGAGAAACAUCUGACAGAGGCAUUUGGCUACUUUCUUCGGGACGCUGAACUUUGUAGUCGAUUUAAUAAUUUUCCCAGUGCCGUUCGCAUCUCCAUCGAUACGAUGAACGAGAUUAAGCUGCAGAUUCUCGAGUGUGAACAGCAGUUGUUUUAGUGUGCACGUAUUCUCAAAGGUCUUGAAAUACAUUCUAUGCGAUGAAAACGGCGUCGAAACGAUCAUGGCGCCAAACAACUCUAAAAAGUCCUAAACACGCAUUAGAAUCUAGACUCAAGAACUAAAACUGAUGGAAGCCCCAAAGCUGUGACGAAACCAACUAGUUAACAUCCGUAGAUGCCUUUACAUAUAGCCGGUCCACGGGGAAACAUAAAAUCGCACGAACCUUGCUGAAUGGUCUGCCUACAUAAGUCAGUUGCAUGAACCGUGUAGACUUCUGAUGUUUGGACUCCAGUUUACGCGGCACCGUCGGUUCUUCCAUUACAGUAUGUGAAAAAAGACGAGGAAGGCCACAAGAGCUUCUACGCGCCAUUUAUAUGAGCUAGGAAGAAUUACCCCUUGUUCUUUGUCCCAAUUCUUUUGUGCCGCCCAUGAGUAUGGGGAUGGUCCCCCUAACGAAGAUUGAGCGCGGAUUAAUGGUUCCACGGAGAAUUUCUUUUUGUGCUGCACUAUUUUUUUACGAGAAGCCUAGCGGAGAAUUACCGAACGGAAAUGCUAGUGUUUGGUGAACGGCAGGUUGGAAUUAAGCUAUUUCCUCCAUUUAAAUUAGACUGGUUCCAAGUAACAUCGCAUAAAGCCAAAUAAACUCGGAGUAAACGAGCGCACUAUUUUAAGCGACUUCCGAGGUAACAGGGGCAGGGGUCUAACAGGCACAGAGCAUCGCCUGCCUUUCACCAAACACUCUCAGAACGCGUUACUAUUGGGAAUGCCAGUUCAAUCGCUAAUAAAAGCUCUUGAAGAAGUGUUUAAAAAUUUUGCAGAUGGAAAAAAUGUCGAUUUUACGAAGUUGAACGAGUCUGUGGAAGAAUAUCAGCAGAAAUUUCCGACACCGAAUGCAGCAAACUCUCGGAAAAUUAGAAGUACAUUAGAUGAGUUGUACGACAAACAACCGUUUAAUACGAAUCAGUUGCGGAUCCUAUGGCUAACCGUGUUGAAAACGGUAAUUCCGCUGUUAAUCAUGAACAAAGAUGCAGUCGAUUCCUGGUGGGAUCAGGUUUUUUACCCGUUCUUGAAUUCCCCAACACAGUUGAAGCCAAUUGUCAGUGAUAUCAAGUCCAUAUUGUUCUAUUUACUCAUCUACGAGGAAGAUGACUGGGGCGGAUCUUUACGGGAAGAAUGUGCACAAGAGAUUGCAAGGCGUCUGAUCGAGUUGUAUCUAGACAACGCUGUCACUGAUUCUAAUGAUCAGACAGUACUUCUUCAUCGACGACAGAUUGUCGAUUCUACGAAGGACAUUCUGAUUGCCUACGGAGUGCAACGUCCCAAGGAGCUCUGCACGACGUUCGACUCCUAUUUUAAAAACACCCAAUACCGUGUACCUAUACUCUCCAUUUUUAACGAAAUUUUAUGUUGCCAAGGUCCGAGACUUUACGAUCUUGUUCAGACACCCUUUUUUGAUAGCCUGCUCUCCACCUUGGAGUUUGAUGAAUCCCCUCUUCUUAUGUCUUUUGCGGUUUCCUCUUUGUCUAUGCUCCUGCCUCAUGUGUGCAAUCUCAUAAACGAUUCCCUGACGCGGAUCUUUUGCAUUUUCCUUCGCAUAGCACUUGAAGUUGACCACAAGUCAAUUCCCAGUGCCCUUGUUCCAGAUAAUCCCUCCUGGAAAAUACUCACUGCCGAUAUCACCGAGAGCUCCAGCAGCGAUACGGAAAGCCUUUAUGAUCAUUUGACGGGUUUUACAGAACCUCCAGCACCGGAAGGAGUCAGUGACUCGCCAAGCUUUAAGCAGUUAUUUACAUUACUUUAUGCAUUAUACCCUGUCAAUUUCUUAAAGUUUCUGCUCAAUCCGAACGCCUAUGCUGAGCAACAUGGUGUGAACAUCACUUUGCAAAUAGAUUUGGACCUUUUACGGAGCAAAUUGGAACCCCUAUUGUCUCGUCAUACAUUGCAUCGCAACUUUUUGCGUUAUACGAGUGAGGCAGAACUGGAAGACAAGGCACGCUGGACCAAACUUGAUGCAACAAAAAUUUUUGGGAUGUGUACAACCUUGAAUGUGCAAAAUCUGCUAGACUCUAUUGGUUCUAAGGGCGAAACCAAUAGUCAUUUUGAGCAGGCCGUUAAUAUGCUGCGUGAACCGGCUCCGAAUCGAACCGUCUUUGCACAGGCCGGAGAAGAUGUAAACGUCUCUCAAGACGCUACACCUUUCAGUAUCAAGGGAAACGAAUCAGGCUCUCACUCUGCUGUUUCUAGUUUUGUCGGGGAGGAUGGAACGGCAUUACCUUUAAACACAAUGGCUACUCAAUUAAUGGAAGAGUUUUCAGAUAAUAUUUCUAUAUCGCCUUCGGUGAACAGUGCAGUCUCUAAUACAAUUAUGAAGACAGAAAAACCUGUUGAGCAACCAGUGCUUUCGGCCGCUGACUACGAUUUGGAGAUCAACGCUGUUCGUGACAAAUCAGCUCUUUUUCUUCGUUUGUACAGGCAACAAUUGUUCUUACAAAACGAACUUGCUUUUGAAAAAUACAUGCGUCAGCAGCAUAUUACAAACAUUGCAAGAAUGCGCAAAGAACAGGUUUUAGAUAUAGCAGUUGAGGCUGAACGUCAGAAGCUUUACGCUACAAACAAAAGUUUGAAAACGCAAGUUCAGCUACUGAAACAAAAUCUUGAACAACAAAAAGUCGAAUUCCAGGCAACACUGAACCGUCGCUUGAGAUGGGAAACCGAUUUAAAUAAUAAGCUUAAAACAAUGCGUGGAGAAAGAAAGGCAUGGGAAGAAAAGGACAAGAAUUACCAAACGGCGUUAGACAAUCUGCAGCAGCAGUUCCGUGUGGUAAAGUCUGACCAGGAUACUUUGGCUUAUGAAAAAACCGAACUUAAGUUACAGCUUCAAAUGACGGAAGCAAAAGUGCAAGAGCUUUUGAAGUUGAAAACAUUACUUGACAAUGAUGCUUCAGCUACUCACAGUGAUUUGUCGUCCUCCGCCGUGUCUGGCCAUGAUGAUGAUGAUGAGGCCAAAUCCGAACGACUUUUGGAUUCAGAAGAACGAGAAAAAAUUCGCAUUCGCGAUGAAAUUCAACGUGUUGAACUCGAAAACGAGAAUGCUUGUUUAACUGCUCAGUUAGAAUCAUUGACAAAGGAUAUGGAGGCACUUAAAAUCGUGAGUGAGGCCAAGGUCUUUGAAUUGGAAAAGAAACUUUCCUCUCAAAUCUCGGCACCAAGUUUGCGUCACUCUUUCAACGUUUCUAGCAACAUGUACGAAUCUAUGUACAAUGAGCUUGAUGGAAAAUAUACAGAUUUACUCACCCGCUAUCGUGAUCUUGAAGACAAGUUCAUAGCAGCUCAAACUGACAUUGAACAUCUUAAGAAUGCUCAGAUGAAUAACACUGCUGCUAAUAACUAUGGCAGUCGCCGACCUUCAACAAGCUUUGAGGGUGUGCAUCAUCAGGCUAGAUUCAGGGUAAAUGACGCAUCAUCAAAUCGCACUACGAGAACGGGCCGUUCUGACAAUAUGCUAUCUUCAUUUUACCAAAGUUCCUCUGCUCAUGACUCCGGCGAUGGGUCUUCCUAAACGAGUACUCACGUUUUGUUUUCCGUCUUCCAUAAGAAUCGUAAAAGUCAGUCUUACGCACUUCUUACUCGUUAACAACAUGUAUCUAUUUUGUGUAUAUUCCCGAACCAAUCCUUUAAACGACACUGUCUUACUAUUAUAUUUAUUUAUUAAUGAGUAGUUAUAGAAUAAACCCUUCCAAAUUGAACGCUGCUUUUUUGCAGAGACAUAAAACGUGGUAUAACAAGUAACAAUAAACGAAUGAAGAAGAAUGCGGGCAUUUAUUGCAUGCGGCGUCUUU